AUGUCGGACGGCGACAGCAACCAAAGUUCGCAAUCGAAUUCGUCUGGAAGUUCGUCGAACCAGCCCUACUUCAACCUGGACUCGAAGGAGUCCUUAGACUUAAGUCUUACGUUAAAUAGAAGCGGAACAGUGAGAAGAGUGAGCAAUACCUCCAAAAGAGAUGACGAGAAUAAAGAUAAUGAGGAAGAAAUGGAAAAUGUGAAUACGAAGCUGGAAAGGAUGAGCCCGGAUGCUGUUGUGCCGGAGAAGGUGCGGAGGUCCAUGGAUAGCUCGUACCGGCAAAGUUUGGAGUCCAUACACGAGUAUAGGGCGAAAACUUCAUUUUCUUCAGCCAGUACAGGUCCUACUAGAGGUAGUAUAGACUCUACUUCAUCUGAAGUUACUGAUAUUGCGCAAGACAAAGAUCCAGAUAAAACCAGUCAAACUGCUUCUUACAUGAGCUGGAUAGAAAGUGAAUAUUUCGGAUCAUCUUCAAUACAUAGUGAAGAUUACCACGAAUACGACAGUAAAGUAGGCGAAUGGAAUAAUUUUUGGCUUAAUUACACUAGUGCGCGGUCAAACUUUAAUAAUAAUCCAUACUUCAACUUAUCCACGGAAACAAAAAAAGUCUGUGAUUUAUCUGAAGCAAAAAGUACAUGUAACACUCAAAGGGAAUUUAUGGAUAAAAACCCUUCUAAUUCUGUAAUGUUAACUGUUGAUGAACUUAAUGAAAGUGUUAAAUGUUCACAGAGGAUAACGGAAAUUUUACAGAAUGCUUUAAGAAGAAAUGAUCAAGAUUUAGAGGAUUCCAUUAACUCUUAUUAUUCCCAAUCUUUUACCAGACACAAUUCCUCAAUCAGGGACGAUGACGUAACUAAUGUAAUAUCUCGUGAACGUUCUUUUUCGUACGCCAUGGACAUUCAGGAGGUCCAAAAACAACAACAAAAGAUGCUGUUAAAAAACGCUCCUCAAUCUUCCAGCACCAGUUGCAUAAACGCCUUGCUUAAUACCGGAGUGGGUGACAUUUUGAAGAGGGUGAUGCCAAAAAAACGAGACUCGAUGACUCCGUCCGAAGAAAAAUCCAUAUCCAGAAUUUUUCCAGACUGGGCCAGUGCCAAAUAA
This is a messenger RNA of Brassicogethes aeneus, 1101 nucleotides long. The record is from the annotation of a GenBank genome assembly. Lineage: Eukaryota; Metazoa; Arthropoda; Insecta; Coleoptera; Nitidulidae.